AGCAGGGCCAGAGGGGGAGUGUGGCUCGGUUUGUGGCCCCUGGCGAGCAGCCUGACCUCCACCCCGGACCAGCUGUUAGGGAAGGGUCCAGCUGGCCCAGAUCCUGCGGUCCCGGCCCCUGAUGCAAUUCCUCUCACCCCAUGCCGGCCUUGCACAAUUCAGGGCUUGCUUGAUGAGGAGGAGGAGGUUGAGGCUGGAUCCACCUCCUCCCUAUGCUACAAGUUAACGAUUGAUCUCUGGGGGAGAGGAAAGAGAGGGAGAGCUGAAGCUGGCGGCUGGCCAGCAGACAGUGCCCCAGGCAUAAAAGGGAAGGGCCGGUGGCUCCGAGACCAGUCCCAGUUCAGCCUCCAGCCUCCUCUGCGCCACAGCCAUGUCCCUCCUCUUGUGCUUGCUCCUGAUGCCCAGCCUGGCCCUGCCUAUGCCCACGCGCCCCAAGCCGAGCCCAGAGCUGGCGCUGCAAGAGGAAGUCAACAUCCUCCUCCAUGGCGUCCUGCAGUUUGGCCAGGCCCUCAAGCACAUCUACAAAGCCACAGAGACCCAGCUGGCCGAGGCCAGCCGCAGCCUGGGCCUGUACGAGCAGACCGUGCUGAUGAUGCAGCAGGACCUGGGCAGUGCCCGGGCAGGGACCCAGGAGCUGCAGAGGAACCUGGGGGAGCUCCAGGUAGCUGAGUGCGGGGGAGGUAGGCCCCGGGGCAGCCGCAGCCGGGACGCCCUGCGCAGCUCCUGGCGCUCCCACGGCUCAGGGCCCUCGGAGGGCUUGGCAGGAGACGUCUCCCCAGCUCACCUGCCCUCAGCGCUUCUAACAGCUGCCUUGCCUCCACAGGUGGAAGAGAAGACCCUGGAGCUGCAAGCUCAGGGGGCCGGGAUUGCCCUCAGCCAAGUGCUGGAGGGUCACCGGGAUCUCCAGCAAAGGGUGGAGAAGCUCCAGGGGGCCUUGGCUGCCAUGGUGCCCCCCCGCCCCCAGAAGGAGCUUGAAGACCUCAAGCUCUAUGCGGACAAACAAAGCCAGAUCAUCUGGUCCCUGAUGGGUCAUGUCCAGCGGCAGCAGCGAGAGCUGACCCAGCAGCAGCAGCAGCUGUCUCACAUUCGGGCCAGGCUCCAAGCUGUAGCACUCCCAUCCUGAGCUUGCCUCAGGAGGAAGACUGAGCCCAAGUAGGACGACCCUGGACAAGGGCCCAGCAUGGGAGAGCAUUCGGGUCCUGGCUGACCGGACGGCUGGAGAGCGCGCUCGGGGGACCCGAGUUUGGAGGCCGGACGCCACUGACUGUCUGUGUAAUCUUGGUCAAGUCACAACUUCCCGGGACCUCAGGAUGGGGGGACGGACCGCACGGCCCCCGGAGCUCCCUCCCUGAGGGGCCGCUAUGGCAGGGGCCCGGCUGAAGAGCUCGGGAGGCUGAGGAGCCGGGUGCGGAGAAGCCGGCCAGAGGAGAGGUUGCUGGGGGGCUAGGCCCUCGGGCAGGCUGCAAAGCUGACAUUAAACCAUUGUUUUGGUCUGUAGCCGCCUGGACCUAUUUCUUGGGGAUGGGAGGGGGACUUGUGCGAUCCCAAGGCUCUCAC
Molecule: messenger RNA, 1557 nt
Organism: Sarcophilus harrisii (Tasmanian devil)
Lineage: Eukaryota; Metazoa; Chordata; Mammalia; Dasyuromorphia; Dasyuridae
Gene: ANGPTL8
Product: angiopoietin like 8
Exons: 3
Coding region: 371-1123 (250 amino acids)
Biological process (GO): regulation of lipid metabolic process; triglyceride homeostasis
Source: RefSeq, a predicted model, not a curated record